This is a messenger RNA of Coccidioides immitis RS, 519 nucleotides long. RefSeq lists its product as uncharacterized. The coding region runs from base 1 to 519 and encodes 172 amino acids. Gene Ontology annotation, molecular function: translation release factor activity. Gene Ontology annotation, biological process: translational termination. Gene Ontology annotation, cellular component: mitochondrion. The record is from RefSeq and is a predicted model, not a curated record. NCBI's taxonomy places the organism in Eukaryota, Fungi, Ascomycota, Eurotiomycetes, Onygenales, Onygenaceae. The transcript has 2 exons.
AUGCCCCUCACCAAGCUGUUCACACCCAUAUCGCGCACCCUUGCAUGGCGCGGUCUACCCGCCAGCCGACGCCCGCUGUCUUCGUCCAACGACUUGGCUGCGAAGCAGAUGCCGCCACGGCCAACAAUCGAUGAAUCGGAGAUCACUGGUACCUACUUGAAGGGUUCAGGACCGGGCGGCCAGAAGAUUAACAAAACCUCCUCAGCCGUCCAACUCAUCCACCUGCCCACCAACACCGUGGUAAAAUCCCAAGCCACGCGAUCCCGCUCGCAGAACCGCAAGAUCGCGCUGCAGAUCCUCGCCGAGAAGGUCGAGCUGCUGCAGAAGGGCGACGAGAGCCGCGCCGCCAUCGUGGCGGAGACGAAGAGGAAGAGAAAGGCGAGUAUGACGAAGAAGAGUAAGAGGAAGUACAGAGCGUUGGAGGAGAAGAAGAGGAGGGAGAAGGAGGAGGCCGAAAUCUCACGAGAAGGAGAGGAAGAGGGGAGAGGGGAAGAAGCAGAUGAAUUGCCUAGGAGAUGA